CAGAACACGAAUGUGGUGCAGUUGCUUUCGACUGAAGUGAAAAAAGUGCUGGAAGGGGAAAUCGAGGAAGUAAAAAAAACAAUAAGCGGACUGUUCGACAAAUUGCACGAGGCCGAACAGAACGGUCAAGUGGAAGAGCUCAAAAUCGAAUUGGAAACUGUGAAAAAAGAAAAGGAAGAGCAAAUUUCUGCACUUCAGCAGACCAACGAAAGACUGCAGAUGACUGAACAUCAGCUGCAAGUGCUGAAGGAAGAAAAUGCGCGAUUAGGAGAAGCAUGUGACGACGCAGAUGCUAUUGAGCAGGGGCUGCGUGAUGAAAUAUUUGAACUGAAACAACAGCUUGCUAAACUGCAAGCCGAAAAGGAUGGUGAGGAUACCCGAGAAGUGAAUCGAAGAAUGGGCAACAUAGAAGCUCCAGCAGGUCAUUCUACAAAAGCAUGCGAAAAGGAAAUGCGAAGUGAUUCGCCUUGCAGUGCCGUAUCAAGCUUUGAAAAAUUAGAACUCAGCGAGAACUCGGGAGAUGUUCCUACGGAGAAGGAAGAGCCUACAGAACGGACUUCACAUUCGUCCAUUAAAAACUCACUGAAGAAGAAUGCAGAUAACGGAGAGUGUCGCACAUCUUAA
Molecule: messenger RNA, 624 nt
Organism: Gongylonema pulchrum
Lineage: Eukaryota; Metazoa; Nematoda; Chromadorea; Rhabditida; Gongylonematidae
Source: the annotation of a GenBank genome assembly